AUGAUAUGGCUGGUAGCCUGCUGUGCUGGCCAACAGAAUCUGGGCUAUGGCCGCAUUUCGCCUCGUCAGGCCAAGGGCGAGCAAAUCUUAAGGCACAUGAAUCUCAAUGUCAAUCCUUGUGAUGAUUUCUAUGAAUUUGCCUGUGGCAAUUGGAAUACCUACAACUCGGCUGCCAAGCUUAAUAAAUCCGCCACAGGUUUGUUCCACAGCUUGCGUGAGGAACGAGAUCAAAAGAUCUUACAUUUGCUGCCCCUCGAUGAGCCCCAGGAUACCAGUGCGGAUCGCAAGGUGAAACAUUUCUACAGAUCCUGCAUGAAUUUGCCUGCCUUCAAACAAUUCUACACUGCCAAGUUGAUAGCCAUAAUGUCGGAGUUUGGUCAAAUGCCCGCCUUGGCUGGGGCUGCCUGGCGAGAGGACCAAUUCGAUUGGCAGCAGACCAUAGCGGCCAUUGCCAAUAGGUAUGGCAUCAUAAUCAUCACAGGCACCGAGGUGAGUGUGGAUUUUUCCGACAAUAGUGUCAAUCGUUUGUAUGUCAGUGAGCAGCAAUUGACCCUGGAGUCGCGUUCCAUUUACCUAGAGCCCAAAAAUAAGAAUUUCGUACAGGGCUACAUAAACUCGGUGGCCACCAAGUUGUAUCUGUUUUUGGGCAUCGACAUCAAUGUGGCCCGCCAAACGGCUGCCGAAAUUGUCCACUUCGAAACGCAAUUGGCCGCUGGCACUCAUGAUCCCCAAAGUCUGCUCAAGCUAACGGAUCUGUAUAAGCUCAGCACCUUCGAUGAGGUACAACGCCAGAGCUAUCCCUACAUUGAUCUCAAGAGAAUAGCCCAAGUCUCCCUGGGCACUUUGCCCAACUACCAUGUCUACUACAAUGUCAACUAUCUGAGUAAUUUGAUCAAAACCCUGCAGCGCACCACCAAGCGUGUAGUGGCCAAUUAUAUUUUCUAUCAACUGCUGAACAAAUUCAUGAUUGUCAUACCGGAGAAUCAGCAGGGCCUGCAGGAUAUGUGCCUGAAACAAAUGAAGGGCUACUUUUCCAAGAACUUCGAUAACAUGCUCUAUCGGCGUUACAACAACGAACAGACCGAGGUGGGGGUGAAUCUGAUGUGGCAGGACAUUAAGGCAGCCUUCAUCGAGGCCAUGCAGUCUCCCCAUCAAUACAAUUGGAUUAGAGAGGACACUCGCCGUUAUGCUGUCGAAAAGGUGCGCCACAUGAAAAUGGAAAUUGUCUCCUAUAAGAAUACCAAUUUUGAAGCCUAUUUCCAUCAAAUGAGGGUGGAUGGUGCUGAUUAUGUGGAAAAUAUACGUUCCUUGCAUAUCAUGGGGGCACAGCAGAGAAGAGCUGCCAUCUAUAGUCCCCCCCAGCCCAUAGAUUUGAGUGAGAAGAUAGCCACCACCCCGGUCAAUGUGUUAAUAGAGAAUGCUGUUAAAGUUCCCAUUUCCAUAUUGCAGCCCCACUAUGCCUGGGAUGCCUCAUUUGCGAAUGCCUUUAAUUUUGGCAUUUUGGGAGCCCUCUUAUCGCAUGAGCUCAUACAUGGCCUGGAUAUACAUGGGCGCCAUCAUGAUAUAAAUGGCAACAGUUUGGAUUGGUGGGAUCCCAAUUCCAUGGCAGAUUUCGAUAGACGCUCGCAUUGCUUUAACAAACAGUAUCAGAAUUUCAUUUUCCAAGGUCAACAUUUACCCGAUAUGCCUGCCCAGGGUGAGAAUAUAGCCGACAAUGGUGGCGUUCGCUUGGCCUAUGCUGCCUAUUUGAAAUGGUACUACAAUGCCAUGGCAAGCAAUCCCCAGAGGGUUAAUGAAUUUAUGCCUCCUGUGAAUUUUGGUGGUCGCAAGCUUUUCUUCAUAAGCUAUGCCCAGCUGUGGUGUAAUGAUAUUACGCCCAGUUUCAGGCGUUAUCUAGCCUCCGUUGAUAAUCAUGUGCCGGAUAGAUUUAGGGUUAUUGGUCCUCUAUCGAAUUUUGAUGAAUUUUCAAAACUUUUCCAAUGUCCUAGGGGUAGUGGCAUGAAUCCCCACAAGAAAUGUGAGAUUUAUUAG
Stomoxys calcitrans (stable fly) is the source of this 2031-nucleotide messenger RNA. RefSeq names its product neprilysin-4-like. NCBI's taxonomy places the organism in Eukaryota, Metazoa, Arthropoda, Insecta, Diptera, Muscidae. The record is from RefSeq and is a predicted model, not a curated record. Gene Ontology annotation, biological process: protein processing. Bases 1 to 2031 code for a protein of 676 amino acids. Gene Ontology annotation, cellular component: plasma membrane. Gene Ontology annotation, molecular function: metalloendopeptidase activity. The transcript has a single exon.